UUAUGAUUACUUUUUAAAAUUCAUUCAGAAUUUUCCUAGUGAAUCAAACUAAAAUACAAUAAUUUUUAAAAAAAUUUAUUUGUUCUAUCAUCUAUUCAUGAACAACUUUCUAACAAAGGAACUAAUAUUUCCUUCAUAAAAAUGUCACCAAACCGCGAAUUCCUAACAUAUCUUUAUGGAAAUAGAGGAAGUAUUUAACGGUCUAAACUUCAAAUAUUAUUUUGUUCCCAGUGGGAGUUCUAAUCAGAGCGACAGUUACCAAAAUUUGACUAGCUCCGUCGAAAAUAAUUGCCUGAAUAGCAGUAACGAAAAUUUACAGAACACUAGUUUAAUAGGCCUGAACCAAAAUUUUGCAGAUCGUAAUAGUUUUAUCGAUACUCAUAAUAGUAGUGCCUUGGAUAUUGGUGGAUCGGAAAAUUGGAAAUCCCACCGAGAGGAUAACCAUAUCAGUGAUGGGGCAAAUCAUUCCAAUGGCAAUGAUAAUCGACUGAUUAAAAGAGCAGUAUUAGUGGAUCGUAACAAAAUGUAUUAUAAGGAUAAAAAUGGCGUUAAUUCUGGAAAUUCUGCUGCUCAUACCAUCGAGAAAAAAUCGUUGAAAGCUUCCAUGCAAGAAAACAAGAAUUCUUUGAAGAAUAAACUGAUGAUGAGGCGUCCAAUGACGUUGCUGAUCGAACAAGGCAUUAUACCUCCUCUUCAAACACCCGUUAGCAUUUACGAAAGGAAACAAAAGUUGGAAAGAGCGAAAACGGGCGACUUUCUCAACCACAAAAUACAAAGGCGUCCUGAACGAGCUGAAUUGAUUCAGCAGCACAUUUUAGAAGACACUGUGGUGGACCCCCAUGUUGCCGAAAAACAAAAAACGCUCAAAAGAGCUCGCCUCAUUGAUAAUCUAAAUGAUAGGCUAUCCCGUAGACCCGGACCUAUAGACUUGGUCAUGGCUAAUUAUCUCAUUCUUCCCUCCAAUGCUAAUGAUAAAAAUCAUGAUGAUGAGAGAGAACUUAAAAACGAUCCAUAUGAUCACUCUAAUUUUACUGAUUGUGAUUACGAAUCACAGCACAAUUUUGACCAAAAUUUCUUAGAUCGUCAUGUUACCGAAACAACCAUGAACGAUUUUGGGAGCAUGUCCUACGAUGAUUUUGGGAUAGAUGCAUGUAACAAAGGUGAACAAAAUCAUCUCAAUCAAAGUUGUAAGAAUAAUAUAACGAACGACAGUAAAAGGCUGUGUAUCAAUGAUAAAGGAGGCGAAGAUGAUGCCAGUUUGGAAAACUUUGCCUCAACUGAAAGUAGCAAUUUCAUCAUUAAUCAACCCUAUCCAAAGAAUAAUAGUAUCCAACGUGCUACUUCUCCUUCUAACAACGUUAACCAAAAGGCGGUUUUCAAAUUCAAGGCUUCUGACUCCGAUUCAUCCGUACCUUACCCUCCCCCUUUACCUUUGCAAUCCAUUUCUAAAAAGAUUAAUAUCAAACAAGCAAACAAUUUUAAAAACCAAUCCUUAUCCAAAAAUAAUAUUACUCAUUCACCCAGUUGCAUCUUGAGUGAUCUUUUUAAUCGUACUAACGUUAAUACCACCAUAUUAAAUAGUGGAUCCAAACCUAAACCCACCUAUACCUCGUCCAACAACAAUAACGUCAUAAACAAGCUAAAAACUAUAAAAUUUCACGAAUACAAAGGACCUCCUUGCACGUCUCCCGGACCUUCUUUAAACUGUAAUAGUUUUAAUUCCUCGAGUCUUUCCUCUAUUCAUCCUACAAACAAGGAUUCUAAUAUCGUGACUAACGAUUCUUAUAACGUUACCUUCAACGGCAGUUGCAACAUUAUAUCGACCUCUAUGCCCAUCUUACCCCCAUGUUCCAAUGCUUACGAUUUAUUGCUUCGGCAGCAAAAAUUAUUUUUGCAGCUCCAACUGGAAUGCCAGCAACAAUUAGGUUUAAUUAACCACAGUUUGGGCCAAACUAACAACGAUAAUAAAACUGUUACAAAUGACAAUAAUUCUCAUUCUGACAACAAAAAGCCGCAAACUCCCAAGUCUACACAAACUCAUGAUAAUGACAAGGUUAAUAAGGCCAAAACACCGAUACAAAAUUAUUAUGCCAAUAACACGAAUAAACAAGCCUCUUCCAUUUUUGUUUCCUUAUCUAAUACCGGGCAAAAUUUUAAGAGUGAUGGUACUCACACUGGUAAUAAUAAAUCUCAAUACACUUCUGCCUAUCAUAACAAUCAAUUUCGUCAAAAUCAGACUAAUUUUAAUAAAGAAACCUUGGCGAUUCAGUUAGAUAACAGUGAGCUUAUAAAUCAUCGUGAUGAUUCAGAUAGAAUGACAAAGAAUGAUAAUGCUACUAAUCAGUCGAAUGGUGUAUACAAAAACCCCCUUUUCAAUAUAAAUAACAUUCUCGCUUCGUCUUCUUCAAACAACAAUCAUUCGAAUGAGUCAUCAAGCCUAAGCAUUACAUUGAAACAUAUAGAUGAUCCGAUAUAUGUAUCUAAUGGAAACCGUCUUACCCCAAAUCAUCUGUUAAGAGUCAAAGAGAGGGAAAACAUAGAGGAUAUCGCCAAUCGUAACGACAUUGUUAGUUCUAAUAGCAAUGAACUGAUAAAGCAACUCAUAUUUUACAAUCAAAGACUGUCGCAAUCUUUGCUAAAUCGAAGCGCUAUAAAUAAACAAGCUUUUAUUUUGAAUACUAUCCAAACUAAUCAAUUCAUGAAAACUAACCAAAUUAGCCAACAAUCCCCUAACAUUGCUCCGACAAAGGUAGGUGGUUCUAAGAACAUGGAUGCAUUGAAAAAUUCUGUAAACGGUAAAAAUGAGAAAACAUCGGUGAUAGAACCUACUAACCUUAUUUCCACCACAAUGUCUUUUCCCGAUAAAAAUUGCACCGAUGAUAGCGGUUAUGUUAAUUUUGAUUACAUUGGUUGUAAUACUAAUUUAAAUAAAAAUAUCGCUGGCGCUAAAAAAAUAGUGAAUAACAAUUUGGGACGAAAGUGUCCAUUGGAGAUCUUGACGGUUCCUGAAUUGAGAAGUGAAUUGAAGAAACGAAAGUUGCCUGUAUCGGGGCCUAAGCCAUAUCUGUUAGAAAGGUUAAAAUCUUUCGUAUCCGAAAUAAUCGCUAAUAAAAAUUACCCGAAAUUGGUAGCCUUUUUAAACGAUAAAGUUUGUCACGAUAAUGAUCACAUAGGGAAAGAUAAAUUGCCUAACCUGCCCUCGGGCCAUAUCCUUACAUCCCUCCCUAGCGAAUCUCAAAAUCAGGGUCCAGCUAUAUACGAUUUUCUAUACCUUGGUGAUGAGGAUAAUGAAAUUAAUAAUAAAUCUAAUUUAGAAGCAUCUAAAUCUUCUAUUCCUUCCAAACCUUUUUAUGCGGUCUAUGCUGAAACUAAGGAUACCCUAUCUCAAAAACAGUAUAAUAAUUUAAAAUAUGAAAAAAAGACCAUGAAUAUAAACGAUUUUUUUACUGAUAUCGGAAUAAUGUUGUCAUCACCUAAUACACCAUCAUUUGAUUCUCUUGGCUAUUUGGCUGGCAAUAAUCACAAGCUAAAAAAUAAUUUGAAACAGUUUUUUCCCAAGGAAUUCAUGACAAAGACUCAAAAGGCGGCAUAUCACUGCCAAUCAUUCGACAAUAGGAUCAGUUCACUAAAUCACAAUAAUAACCCUUUUAACGGGUUCUUCCCUACCGAAUCACAUUCUGACGACCAGAGCGUUUUAAAUAAUAGUAAUAAUUUUAUAACACCCUCAUUAAAUUUUGCCCACGGUACAAGUCACAAUAUUAUUUCGAAUUCGGCUCAGCCGAAAUACAAUACGGACCUAAUAAAUUGCAUUUCCCCUAAUUCGUUCGUCCUGGAUGAUAUCUCGUUUCAAAACAAGAAUAAUUCUUUCGAAGCAAAAAGUUUUGAUAUCCGAAGCUCGACUAACGGGCUGCCUUUAAACAUAAUGAUAAAGUUGCAGAGAGAAAAAAUAGCCGAAUUGCAAAGGCAGCUUAGACGUUCUCAAAUAGAACUAGAAAAUCAAUUAGCUAUAGCUUCUUCCAGUCCUAAAGUGUUACCAGUUGGUAGUAAAGACGAUAUCAAAAUAAAGGAUCCUUUAAAACUAAAAUCAUACAAAACAUUAGAACAAAUUUCUUAUGUCGAUUCCCCAUCUUUAUCUUAUAUCGAAGAAAAUAUUGUUAAUAUCAUAGAUGAAAAUACGAAUUAUAUCAAUAAAUUGAUCAAUAAUCACCGGUCAAAUCAUGAUUACACGAAUAACAUUGACCAAAACUUUUAUCACCAAAGAAAUAAUCUCAUGUAUUUGAAUGACUCCAAGCAAACGCAUUUAUCGUCAAAUAUUACAAAAUAUGACCAAAAUAAUGAUUCCAAUAUUCAUGACUCUACUCUAACAUAUCAACAAUUAACUUUAACAACACAAGGACAGCAUGACUACCGUUCUAGUGUCAAUCAAAUGGAUCUUAACGACAUUCAAAGUGACAUAUCAACUUUAUGCAAUAACUGUUCUUAUGAUUCUAAUUACAGUUCUGAAUUAAACAUAUAUUCCAACAAUAAUACAAAUAACGACACCCUAUCACGUGAGCAUUACUUUUAUAAUGACCAACCUAUUGAAGGGCCCAUAUUUCUUAAUGCAAACCAAUACACUCCGCCUGAAUAUAAAAAUGAUCAAUCAACCAUAAAUCUUAAUAUCAAGUACGAAGACAAAGCCACUUUUGGUGAAUGUAACAAUGAUCCAAUAACUAAUGACCUACCCGUCAUCAAUUACUCUUAUAAUAAUAAUUAUUAUAAAUCGUCGUGUAAUAUCAAUAAUUCUGACUUAUUAGAUCUCUUUCCUCCUAUGGAGGACUUGGAAAUGAUGUCACGUGCUUUGUCACCGCUAGAUAUAAAUUCACUCUUCCUAGUAGGGGGACAAAUUGAAUAGGUUUUAGCUUAUUUGUAAGAUGAUGCAAAAUAGGAAUAGUUGAACAAAUUGUAUAUAUACUAAAGAAUAUCACCAAGAACAAUCUUAUUCAACAGCUGGGCGAUCGUGCUUUUACAGCUUACAAAACCAAAAUUUUAACGUAAAUUGUCCCGACUUUUAUAUUUUAUUAUCAUUUCUCUAUUUCUUAUAAUGAAUUUCGGAUGUUAGAAAUAUCUUCCAAUUUUUUUUCUUGGCACUUUGCAUUCUUUUUUUUGUGACAAUACACUUCGUCAUUUUUAUAAAUUUUUUUUUGUGAACCUUAGACAAGAUAUCAUGCUUAAAAUACCUAUUCGUUAUUUAUUAAAAAAAUAUUUUUUUUGAAUAGUUUACCAACUUACUAUUUAAUUUUGAAUUUAAGUAAGAAUAUAAAGAAAAUUGAAUUAUCAUCUACACAAUUUAAAAAAACAUCGCCAACAAUAAAUAAGCUUUGAAAUUUUAUUAAACUUCAGAAAUAUAUUUUUUUUCUUCUCAUUUUUAUAUAUUCGUAUUAAUUUAAAAAUUUUAAAUAUAAAUUGACGAUAUUGAAAAUCUUCUAUAAUUGGUUCUCUGUAAAAAAAAUUUAAUUUAUUUUAUAUAUACCCCU
Messenger RNA from Gordionus sp. m RMFG-2023, 5516 nucleotides. RefSeq lists its product as uncharacterized. Gene Ontology annotation, biological process: positive regulation of transcription by RNA polymerase II. NCBI's taxonomy places the organism in Eukaryota, Metazoa, Nematomorpha, Gordioida, Chordodea, Parachordodidae. The record is from RefSeq and is a predicted model, not a curated record. The transcript is spliced from 11 exons. Gene Ontology annotation, cellular component: nucleus. Bases 176 to 4894 code for a protein of 1572 amino acids. Gene Ontology annotation, molecular function: transcription coactivator activity.